AUGGCUUCGGCUGCCGGUACGCGCGUGUUAGUGGUGUCUUGUGGCAUUGCACCGCGUUCUCGGUCGCGGAUGUGCAUGCUCCGUUUCGUGAGAGAGAGAAGGACGAGAUUUGCGAUUUGCGGUUAGAAGACAUAACGUUGGACAGCAGACGGACGAACGGAAAGCGUGGGACGCGGAAUAAGUGCGAACCAGAGCAGUCAUGCGGCGGAAUGUCAAGAUCGCGUUGCUUCUGUCAUGCGCGUGGAUGUUCGCUUUUGUUUACUAUUACCACACGUCCAGGGACACCAAGCAGAACGAAAACAGAGCCUUACGGUUAAAAGAACCUGCGUCCCUGGCGCUUUCUGCCAGCGGAAAUUCUGGCGGCUAUAUGGAUCCAGACGGCACGGCCAUUGUAAUGUCAUCCGAGCUCUUGCCAGCGCCGACCCCGGAUCCGAGAGUGACGUGGAAUUACUUUGACGAACAGGGGUACGUUUCAAGAGGUGGUCUACGUGCAGGCGAAGACCCAUACGCGAGGAAUAAAUUCAAUCAGGAAGCCUCCGAUGGUCUUCCAAGCAAUCGUGACAUACCUGAUACUCGUAGCGCCAUGUGUAGGAUGAAACAAUGGAGACAGGAUCUACCACCGACUUCCGUUAUAAUUACUUUUCACAAUGAGGCACGAUCUACAUUACUCAGAACUGUCGUCAGUGUAUUAAACAGAAGUCCUGAACACCUAAUCAAGGAAAUCAUUUUGGUAGAUGAUUUUAGUGACCAUCCCGAGGAUGGCGAAGAAUUAUCACGAAUCCACAAAGUUCGUGUGAUCAGAAAUGAGAAGAGAGAAGGUCUGAUGAGAUCGCGUGUUCGCGGUGCGGAUGCCGCUACUGCAAAUGUAUUAACGUUUCUGGAUUCGCAUUGUGAAUGCAACGCUGAUUGGCUCGAACCACUCUUGGAAAGAGUAGCUGAAGAUCCAACGAGAGUAGUAUGUCCCGUGAUUGAUGUAAUUAGUAUGGAUACUUUCCAAUAUAUCGGAGCUUCCGCCGAUCUUAGGGGUGGUUUCGAUUGGAGUUUAGUCUUUAAGUGGGAAUAUCUCAGCCAGGCAGAACGACAGGCAAGACAAAAGGAUCCGACGCAAGCCAUUAGGACCCCUAUGAUUGCCGGCGGACUGUUUGUCAUCAACAAGGCGUACUUCGAGAAACUCGGCAAAUACGAUACACAGAUGGACGUUUGGGGCGGCGAAAAUCUCGAAAUAUCGUUUCGCGUGUGGCAAUGCGGUGGCAGCUUGGAGAUUAUCCCGUGCUCACGUGUGGGCCAUGUAUUUCGUAAACGUCAUCCUUACUCGUUUCCCGGAGGUAGCGGAAACGUGUUCGCUCGAAACACGAGACGCGCCGCCGAAGUAUGGAUGGACGACUACAAGCAGUUCUACUACAACGCCGUACCGUUAGCACGAAACAUCCCUUAUGGAAACAUUCAAGAUAGGAUGGAGCUAAAACGGAGACUGCAUUGCAAACCUUUUAGUUGGUAUUUGAAGAACGUAUAUCCUGAAUUAGUUAUACCUACAAGUGAAGGUGGUCCAGGAGGAUCUUUGAAGCAAGGCACAGCUUGUUUGGACAGCAUGGGCCAUCUUCUUGACGGAAACGUCGGUCUCUAUCCUUGUCAUGACACUGGUGGUAAUCAGGAAUGGGGCCUCACGAAGGAUGGCCUGAUCAAACAUCAUGAUCUCUGCCUAACUCUACCGGUGUACGCCAAGGGCACGACACUGUUGAUGCAGAUCUGCGAUGGUAGCGAGAAUCAAAAGUGGCGACACUUGGAGGGCGGUCUGAUACGGCACACCAGAAUCCCCGUAUGUGUAGACUCGCGAUAUCACGCGCAACGCGGCAUUACGGCGGAGAAGUGCGACUCGAGCGCAGAGACGCAGAGGUGGCAUCUCUACAAUCACAAUCACUAGCUGAUAUGGUUGCGGUGAACACGUCAUUCACUCGCGGACUCUCUCUUAUCGCUGCAUGCCACGACGUGAUCACCGUAUAACGAGACCGAACGUGUCAGAGGUGCGUUACUUAAUUAGAAACUGGCUGCCUGCGCGCGACCGGAUCGAUCGAAUCCAUGGGUGGGUUACUUAUCCAUCGUAAACCAGCAUAUUUUUGUGACCGUAAUUGUAGCUCUUUAUGGUCUCUUAUACGGUAUCGAUGAAGAACCCCAUCUUGUACCACAUUGACUUGCUAGUUUGCGAGUUUUCAAUGUUGCUUGUUCUUGACUCGGUAUAUUUGAAUAGAAGACUUCUAAGAUAUUCCUCUUUAAUAACGUUACGAAAAAUGGUAAAUGCAAUUAAGAUAAAACAGAAUAAUUUCGCAAAAGAAAGUGAAAAAAAGACUUUAAGACUGCUUGGUAUUUAAUUAAUAAAUUUCAGUUUUUAUAUCCAUGAGAAUUCCAUCGCUUCCGAUCGUUUUCUUAGGAACUAAGAAAAUACUAGACCAUCCUACUUUUUCUAUGACAAAAGAUUAACCUGAUAGGUUGACGUCUCGCAAUCGAUGUGAUAAGUAUAAAAUUAUUUAUAAAAAUAUAAUAUGAAAAGUGUGGAAACGUAUGUACAAGCAGUGAUGCAAAUUGUAUAUUGAGUCGAUACUCCACUCCGAAGCAUGCUAGUUGCAACCAUUCAAGUAUCGAAUUUACAAAUUACGAUACUUCAUAUGUAUCGCGAUUGAUUUAGAGCAAAAAUCAUAUUGUUAACAUAAGCUAAUCUUAAUACUUAAUACUUAAUACUUUUAGCCUCGAAGAGAACUAUAGGACACAAAAA
Pogonomyrmex barbatus (red harvester ant) is the source of this 2767-nucleotide messenger RNA. RefSeq names its product polypeptide N-acetylgalactosaminyltransferase 2 (gene Pgant2). Lineage: Eukaryota; Metazoa; Arthropoda; Insecta; Hymenoptera; Formicidae. The record is from RefSeq and is a predicted model, not a curated record. Gene Ontology annotation, cellular component: Golgi apparatus. Gene Ontology annotation, molecular function: polypeptide N-acetylgalactosaminyltransferase activity. Gene Ontology annotation, biological process: protein O-linked glycosylation.